This is a messenger RNA of Papaver somniferum (opium poppy), 1828 nucleotides long. Its product is annotated as geraniol 8-hydroxylase-like. Gene Ontology annotation, molecular function: iron ion binding; oxidoreductase activity, acting on paired donors, with incorporation or reduction of molecular oxygen; monooxygenase activity. The transcript has 2 exons. Bases 103 to 1596 code for a protein of 497 amino acids. Lineage: Eukaryota; Viridiplantae; Streptophyta; Magnoliopsida; Ranunculales; Papaveraceae. The record is from RefSeq and is a predicted model, not a curated record.
CAUUAACCAUUUCUUUGGUUAGGUAAUAAAUGCACUUGAGGAUAUUAUGUAAUCUGCAUUACUGGAAAUUUCAUCAGCAGGUUUCAAGAGAGAGCAAAAGAAAUGGAAUACUUGAAUCUUCUUCUGCUAAUUCUACUUCCUUUAACACUUCUCAAAGUAUUUUCAUGGAUUACUAAAUCUUCACCCACAAAUCUCCCACCUGGUCCAGUUCCAUUGCCCAUCUUUGGAAAUCUUUUCAAACUCGGAAAGAAGCCUCACGAGUCACUAAGUCAAUUGGCUCAAAUCUACGGACCUUUGAUGUCACUAAAACUUGGUUCCUUAACAACAAUAGUCAUUUCUUCUUCAACAAUAGCCAAAGAAGUCUUACAAAAACAUGAUCAAUCAUUUUCUAGUCGCACCGUUAUAGAUGCCAUUACAAUAUCCAAUCACCAUAAAUCUUCAAUAGUAUGGUUACCUCCUACUCCUCAGUGGAGAGCACUUAGAAAAUUAACCAACUCACAUAUUUUCACUACCCAAAAACUUGAUUUAAAUCAAAGCCUGAGGCACCGAAAGCUAGAGGAACUUGUUUCUUACCUGCGGCGAAACGCGAGUUCUGGUUCUGUGAUUGAUAUUGGUCAAGCUGCAUUUACUACUGUGCUUAAUUUGAUGUCAAAUAGUUUCUUUUCAAUUGAUUUAGCUGAUGAUUUUGGCUCAGAUUCUGCUUGUGCCUUUAAAGACGCUGUUAGAGGUUUAAUGUUAGAAGCAGGAAAACCAAAUUUGUCUGAUUAUUUCCCGAUGAUUAGAUUCAUGGAUCUCCAAGGUGUGAGGCGCGGUAUGAGUAAGCAUUUUGGAGCAUUGGAUGAGAUUUUUGAGAAGAUUAUACAACAGAAAUUGUUGACUCUACAGUGUAGAGAGGGGAACACUAGUGACUUGCUAGAUAUGAUUCUUGAUCCAUCCCAAGAAAUUGGAAUCCAGCUUCAACGUCAUGAAAUCAAAUCUUUACUCAAGGACUUCUUUGCUGCUGGUACAGAUACUACCUCGGCCACGAUAGAGUGGGCAAUGGCGGAAUUACUUCACAACCCGUCUAAGAUGACAAAGGCUCAACAAGAGCUUUCAGACAUUUUAGAGAAAGACCGACUGAUUGAGGAAUCAGACAUCGUUCGACUACCGUACUUACAAGCAAUUAUCAAAGAAACGUUGCGACUUCACCCACCGGCACCGUUUUUAGUUCCUCACAAAGCAGAGAACAAUGUUGAAAUUCAUGAUUUUAUUGUCCCUAAAGGUGCUCAGGUACUAGUCAACGUAUGGGCAAUCGGACGAGAUCCUAAUCUGUGGAAGGACCCAACUUGUUUUAGCCCUGAAAGGUUUUUGGAUUCGAAAACUGAUUAUAAAGGUCAAGAUUUUGAGUUUAUUCCAUUUGGAUCGGGUCGUCGAAUUUGUCCAGGUUUACCAUUAGCACAUAGAAUGGUACACUUAAUUGUGGGUUUGCUUCUACAAUCAUUUGACUGGAAACUGGAAAAUGGGUUAAAAGCAGAGGAUUUGGAUAUGGGGGAAGAAUUUGGGUUUACAUUAGCAAAGGCUACUGGUCUUCGAGCUAUUCCAGUUAUUAGGUUAUGAAUGAUGGAAGUUGUAGCUGAUUGUAGUUCAUUAAUAUGGAGUAUUAUCGAGUAGUCAUAUAGUUGUGAUUAUACCACACUUUAGUUCACUUCUUUCUUUCUUUUUUUGCUUUUUUUCUUAGUAUUCCUCCCUCUCCAUCCAAGCAUUUUUGUUUUUUUUUUCAUCAAUUCAACAGGAGCCAGCAGAGAAAUCAAGGUAUAUAACUUGUCGGAUUCCUGCCUUACAGUCCAUU